UGUCAUGGAAACCCCAGCUCGCUCCGAGGCCCACCCUCAAGGGUGUGGCGUCGGUAUCUGGUCCCGCCCCCUGGCGUUCUACUUCCGCUCGGGGAAAGGCGGCUUCCGCCGCUGUGGAGCACGCUGCCCCCGUGAUGGCCGCGCGUCGGCCGCUGCGGGUGUUGUGCUUGGCGGGCUUCCGGCAGAGCGAACGGGGCUUCCGCGAGAAGACUGGCGCUCUGAGGAAGGCGCUGCGAGGCCGCGCCGAGCUCGUGUGCCUCAGCGGCCCGCACCCGGUCUCUGAAGCGGCGGAGCCUGACUCCGGUCCCUGCGCCCCGGAGGAGCAGCCUCGAGGCUGGUGGUUUUCAGAGGCUGCAGCAGACACCUUCUCCGCGCUGGAAGAGCCCGCCGUGUGCCGGGGGCUGCAGGAGGCCCUGGCAGCGGUGGCCCGAGCCCUGAGCAGCCUGGGGCCUUUUGACGGAAUCCUCGGGUUCAGCCAGGGGGCCGCGCUCGCCGCCCUUGUGUGUGCCCUGGGCCAGGCGGGAGACCCGCGCUUCCCUUUACCGCGGUUUAUCAUCCUGGUUUCUGGCUUCUGUCCCCGGGGCCUUGUUCUCAAGGAACCCAUCUUGAAGAGCCCCUUGUCACUGCCUUCCCUACAUGUUUUUGGGGAAACCGACCGUGUCAUUCCUGCUCAGGAGAGCGUGCAGCUGGCCAGCCGAUUCCCCGGAGCCGUCACCCUCACCCAUUCUGGUGGUCACUUCAUUCCUGCAGCCGCAGCCCAGCGCCAGGCCUACCUCAAGUUCUUGGACCAGUUUGCAGAGUGAAAAAUCAACAAAGGCCUCUCCCCAGCCUCCCCACGCGGGGCAGCCUCUAGCGUCUUCCUGCUCCUUUCCCUCACCUCCCGACAGUGGUCAAUUCUGAGGACUCAAGUCAUGUGAGGCCUGCUUGUCACUGGAGGAAAGGGGAGGAGGGCACCUUGAUGGAAGUUUUGAGUUCUGCUACUGAAACAUGAACAAAGCCAGAGAACCCUGGGUGAGAGGAGAGUGACAUGGGAAAGCGGGGGCUGGCGUCACCAUGGCCGCCACACAAUAAAGCGGUGACUUGGAUGUUGAGCAUCUUUUUCCUGGUACACAGAGUCCCACUUCAUAACGGAAGUCCAGUUCCAUGGCCAUCCUGGGCAGCAGGGAGAUAAGUCCAGUUGUGAGCUCCCAGAGCAAAGCUCAUUCGGGUGUGCACGGGUGUACUCGCGCUGUGUGGACGGACGUCCAAGGAGGAAAAGGGGCCUCGGUGGCUGAAUCGGGGAAGGAUUUCCAUCCAGCAAGGAUCCACCUGGGUUUGCUGACCUUGGGCGUCCUCCACCGUAGUCCCUGCAGCUUGUGCGCCGGCCUCCCCUCCAAGCCUGCGCGCCUCCCGAGGGGAAGGCCAGAGACGGCAGAGAAUAAAUGGCCUCUUCCACGCUUGACUCCA
Oryctolagus cuniculus (rabbit) is the source of this 1446-nucleotide messenger RNA. RefSeq names its product OVCA2 serine hydrolase domain containing (gene OVCA2). Gene Ontology annotation, molecular function: hydrolase activity. Gene Ontology annotation, cellular component: cytoplasm; nucleus. The record is from RefSeq and is a predicted model, not a curated record. Gene Ontology annotation, biological process: response to retinoic acid. NCBI's taxonomy places the organism in Eukaryota, Metazoa, Chordata, Mammalia, Lagomorpha, Leporidae.